CGCGCAUCAAGGUUGUUCACCUGAAGAGAGAGAGAGAGAGAGAGAGAGAGAGAGAGGAUGGACGCGGCCUUCAAGAGAGUGAGUGGAAACCCCGGUCCGGAGGAGCUGGACACCGGGCAACGGAGGAGGUGCUCCAUGUACCUGGAGGAGGAGACCAGCAAGAAGUCCGACGUGAUCACCUGCAUCUUCUCCCUGAAGGAGGAGGUCGGAGCUUUAGCCCGGGGCCUGCGACUCUUUGAGGAGAAGGGCAUCAACCUGACGCACAUCGAGUCCCGGCCGUCGCGGAUGAACAAAGACGAGUUUGAGUUCUUCAUCAGCGUGGACGCCAGCUGCUCCCAGGCGCUGGACGACGUCAUCGACGGCCUGCGCACGCAGAUCAGCGGCCACGUGUACGAGCUGUCGCGCAACAAGCAGAAGGACACGGUGCCGUGGUUCCCGAAUGACAUCCAGGACUUGGACCGCUUCGCCAACCAGAUCCUCAGCUACGGCUCCGAGCUGGAGUCUGAUCACCCGGGCUUCACAGAUGCAGUGUACAGAGCCCGCAGGAAGGAGUUUGCCGACAUCGCCUUCAGCUACAGACAUGGCCAGGUCAUCCCCCAGGUGGAGUACACGGAGGCGGAGAAGCUGACGUGGGGGACGGUGUUCAAGGAGCUGAAGACCCUGUACCCGACUCACGCCUGCCACGAACACAACCGCGUCUUCCCCCUGCUGGAGAAGUACUGCGGCUACAGGCAGGACAACAUCCCGCAGCUGGAGGACGUGUCCCGCUUCCUGCAGUCGUGCACGGGCUUCCGGCUGCGCCCGGUGGCCGGCCUGCUCUCGUCCCGGGACUUCCUGGCCGGACUCGCCUUCCGCGUCUUUCAUUCCACGCAGUACAUCCGCCACGGCUCCGAGCCCACGUACACACCGGAGCCGGAUAUCUGCCACGAGCUCCUGGGACACGUUCCUCUGUACGCCGACUCCAGCUUCGCCCAAUUCUCACAGGAGAUCGGCCUCGCGUCCCUCGGGGCUCCGGAUGAGUUCAUUGAGAAACUUGCCACCGUGUACUGGUUCACCGUGGAGUUCGGCCUCUGUAAGCAAGGCUCGGAGAUCAAAGCGUACGGCGCCGGCUUGCUUUCAUCGUUUGGCGAGCUGCAGUACUGCUUGUCGGACAAGCCCCAGAUUCUGCCCUUCGACCCGGCCAAGACCAGCCUCCAGAAGUACCCCAUCACGGAGUACCAGCCCGUGUACUUUGUGGCGGAGAGCUUCGAGGACGCCAAAGACAGAGUGAGGAAGUUUGCCUCCACCAUCCCGCGGCCCUUCACGGUGCGCUACAACGCCUACACCCAGAGCAUCGAGGUGCUGGACAACACGCAGCAGCUCAAGAACCUGGCCGACAGCAUCAACAGCGAGGUGGCGAAACUGUGCGAAGCCCUGAGGAAACUGGAAUAACAUUUAAUCUGAGAUCUCCUCUUUCAUUCUGAUUGGCUGCCUGCAAGUUCAGCAUUAUUUGUAUUAAAACUACCAAAUAAUAUCAAUUUAGCUGUAAUCCAAACCGAGUGGAGCCUGUUACUUCCGUAGGAUGAUGAUGAUGAUGAAUGGGUGUGUAACAGCUUUAAAACAAAUGUUACUGUCAAUUAUAUUUCAAUAAAAGUGUUUUUUAAGAUGCAUGUUUUUCAAAAUAAGAGGGUUUAGUCGAUCAACAUUUAUCAAAACCCUCUGAGGCUCUUUUGUAAUUUGUGAUUCUGGGAUACAAAAAAUAAACUGAUUUAAAACUCAUUAUGUAAACAUCAAAUUGUUUAUCUCGUAGGCAUUUCAGACCGAGCAGCAUAUACGGCAUUUUGCUUGGCUACAUUUUAUGUUUUUGUGUAUGCAUGAAAUGUUUUGAUGACACAAAUAAACAUUUCUCUUCUCACUCUGUCA
Messenger RNA from Pseudoliparis swirei, 1902 nucleotides. RefSeq names its product phenylalanine hydroxylase (gene pah). The record is from RefSeq and is a predicted model, not a curated record. Gene Ontology annotation, molecular function: phenylalanine 4-monooxygenase activity; iron ion binding. The transcript has 13 exons. Gene Ontology annotation, biological process: L-tyrosine biosynthetic process; L-phenylalanine catabolic process. The coding region runs from base 58 to 1431 and encodes 457 amino acids. NCBI's taxonomy places the organism in Eukaryota, Metazoa, Chordata, Actinopteri, Perciformes, Liparidae.